CCGGGACUGAGUGGGGCCCGGGCAGAAACUGAGCACCCUGCGCCCGAAGAGCCCCCGUUGGCCUGGGGGGGCUGAGGGACUGAGCCCCCCAGAGCAGGACCUCCCCCUGGAAGGGCCGCGCCGCAGCCCGUGGGAGGGCCUCGCCCCCGGCGCCCCCCAUCUCCACUCGCCGCAGUCCCGGCCUCCGCCGGAGGGAGGGGCCGAGCGCCCUCGGGGGGCCGUGGACCCCGGCGUUCUGAGCGUUCCGCGCCCCGCGCCGCCCGGCCCCCCCGCCGCCGAUGGCCGCCGACCCGCCGGGAGCUGCCGAGAAGGGAGAGAUGGCUCCCGGGACACGUGUGAGCCCUCGGCGUUGCUGACGCCCCCAAUGUCGUCGAGCAGCCGGGGGCCGGGGGCCGGAGCGCGCCGACGCCGAACCCGCUGCCGUCGCUGCCGGGCCUGUGUGCGAACUGAGUGCGGGGACUGCCACUUCUGCCGAGACAUGAAGAAGUUUGGGGGGCCUGGGCGCAUGAAGCAGUCGUGCCUGCUCCGGCAGUGCACUGCCCCCGUGCUCCCACACACAGCUGUGUGUCUCUUGUGUGGGGAGGCUGGGAAGGAGGACACAGUGGAGGGAGAGGAAGAGAAAUUUGGUUUGAGCCUCAUGGAGUGUACAAUCUGCAACGAGAUCGUCCACCCUGGCUGCCUGAAGAUGGGGAAGGCUGAGGGUGUCAUCAAUGCAGAGAUCCCCAACUGCUGGGAGUGUCCUCGCUGCACCCAGGAAGGCCGCACCAGCAAGCUUCUGUCUCCCCAGGAUUCAGGUGAGGGGCCAGGCCGUCGCAGGGCUGACAACGGCGAGGAGGGCGCAAGCCUGGGGAGUGGAUGGAAGCUGACGGAGGAGCCGCCGCUUCCACCACCCCCGCCCAGGCGCAAGGGGCCCCUACCUGCCGGCCCCCCCCAAGAGGACGUGCCUGGGCCCCCCAAACGAAAGGAGAGGGAGGCAGGGAAUGAGGCCCCCACCCCAAGGAAAAAGGUGAAAGGAGGCCGAGAGAGGCACCUGAAGAAGAAACCAAAGCCGCCAUUGGCUUCUGCUGAGGGCCCGGCGGUACCAUCCCCUUCACCACAGAGGGAGAAGCUAGAGCGUUUCAAGCGGAUGUGCCAGCUGCUGGAGCGGGUGCCUGACACCUCCUCUUCCUCCUCGGACUCGGACUCCGACUCCGACUCAUCAGGCACAUCGCUGAGUGAGGAUGAGGCCCCUGGCGAGGCCCGGAAUGGGCGACGGCCAGCCCGGGGCAGCUCUGGCGAGAAGGAGAACCGUGGGGGGCGGCGGGCUGUGCGCCCUGGCAGCGGGGGGCCCCUGCUCAGCUGGCCCCUGGGCCCCGCCCCACCACCCCGGCCUCCACAGCUGGAACGACAUGUGGUGCGGCCCCCACCUCGAAGCCCUGAGCCUGACACGCUGCCUUUGGCUGCUGGAUCCGAUCACCCCUUGCCCCGGGCUGCCUGGCUUCGUGUCUUCCAGCACCUCGGGCCCCGAGAGCUGUGCAUCUGCAUGCGAGUCUGCCGGACUUGGAGCCGCUGGUGCUAUGACAAGCGUCUGUGGCCUCGAAUGGACCUAAGCCGGCGGAAGUCACUGACCCCGCCCAUGCUCAGUGGUGUGGUUCGACGCCAGCCCCGUGCCCUAGACCUCAGCUGGACAGGUGUCUCCAAGAAGCAGCUCAUGUGGCUUCUGAACCGACUACAAGGCCUGCAGGAACUGGUGCUCUCCGGCUGCUCCUGGCUCUCCGUUUCUGCCCUGGGCUCAGCCCCACUGCCAGCCCUGCGGCUCCUGGACCUCCGCUGGAUUGAGGAUGUUAAAGACUCCCAGCUCCGCGAGCUGCUACUGCCUCCACCAGACACCAAACCAGGGCAAACCGAGAGCCGUGGGCGGCUGCAGGGGGUGGCAGAACUGCGCUUGGCAGGCCUGGAGCUCACAGAUGCCUCCCUGCGGCUCCUACUGCGACACGCACCCCAGCUAAGCGCCCUGGACCUGAGCCACUGCGCCCACGUUGGGGACCCCAGUGUUCACCUCCUCACAGCGCCCACAUCCCCACUCCGGGAGACCCUGGUACACCUCAAUCUUGCUGGUUGCCACCGCCUCACGGACCACUGCCUCCCGCUGUUCCGCCGCUGCCCACGUCUACGCCGCCUAGACCUGCGCUCCUGCCGCCAGCUCUCACCUGAAGCUUGUGCCCGGCUGGCAGCCGCCGGGCCCCCUGGCCCCUUCCGCUGCCCAGAGGAGAAGCUCCUUCUCAAGGACAGCUAGUGGGGUGCCCCCCACCCUCCCCCAGGACUUAUCAGGAGCCUGGACCUCCGGCCUUCAUUUCACCCCUGCUGGGAGGCCAGGUUACCCACCUCAUGACUUGGGAUUCCUGAGUUUAAUGACUUGGGAUUCCUGCCUAGGGACUCAAGCCAGCCUCCCUCUUCUCUUCCCCCUGCACUGAUAUCUCUGGGGGUUUCUCCUUCCCAUCUCCUCCCCCUUCCACCUGCUUCAUUGUCCAUCCCCUGGGGGGAGUGGGUCAGAGGUACUGGGGGGUGCUGAGCCAAAGGGAUGGUGGGAGGGGGGUUAAGGUGCAAGUUUGAGGGAGGGAGAAUGGGGAAAGAGUAUCUGCACACAGGAUACUGGGAGCUGGGGCUGGGGGAGGUGGAGGACGGGUGGGGGGAGGGGGCAGAAAGCAGACCACCAAGGGUUCAGGGAACAAAGACCAGAUACUUGGAGUGGGGGGGUGGGGUGGGGGGGCCAAAAAGGGAAACCAGAGGAGCAGUUGGGGAUCCAGGUGUCAGAGGUAGGGAGACUCGGGGAGCCAGGGGAAAGCCAGGGCUGAGUGGGGGGUGGGGGACAAAAGCAGGUGUGGGGCAGUAGUACCCCCUUGAAGGGGUCACCCCUCUCCUUUCCCCCUCCCCAGAUUUCAGUUCCUUCCCCCUGACCCUGACUCCUUGAACGUCACUGAAAAUGGCAGCUAUUGCAAGGAGUGGGGGCCACGGGCCUACCUGCUGUUCUGCUCGUGGCCCAGGGGAGUGGUGAGGGGUACCCCAGGCCCCUGCCUGCCUCUCCGCACAAUACUUGAACAUUCAUCUGUACUGAAGUGUUACUUGAACCGGGGGAACCUCGGACCUGGGGGAGCCGGAGUGUGAGGGGACACGACCAGCUUGGACUGAGACUGGACUGGUGGGCACCCAGUUUGGACUGCGCCAUCCGCCGGCUCUCUUGCUUUACUGUAUCGAGCAGCUCCACCUGAGUUGGGGGUGGGGGGUGCCAGCCCAUUGAUGGGGAAGAUGGGACUCCUCCAGCUUGGCUCUUCCCACUCUUUCAUCGUCAUGGAAACUUGUAUCCCAUUUGCCCAGGGAACUGCCACUCCUGGUUGCCAUGGAAAUAGCAGCCAAUGGACACCUCCUGAUGCCAGUGCUAAGGCUGGAAAUCACCCCUCUUAGUUGCCAUGGGAACUAAAUAACAGACUCUUGGCCUUUCGCCCCUUCCUCUGGUGUGGGGGCGGAGCUUCAGGACCAGAAGGAGGAGUCGGGGCUGGGUACCGCCCCUCACCCCGGGCUUCCCGGGGGAGCCGGGUUGUACCAUGUAAGGGAAGGGGGGAUCUAUCCACAUACCUCAGGUAACAGGGAGGUGCGCGGGGUGGGGGGAGGGACUGGGCGGACCAAAGGCCGGAGAGGAGGGGCGGCUGGGGAUCGCGAAAGGCUUGAGGUUGGGGCGUCUUGGGGGAGUGGAGGAGGCAGCCCGGCGAGGGGCAGGUGGGGGACCCAGCCGGGCUGGGCCCCUGGGCCCCGGGUCUGUACAAUACGGUUUGCUAUAAAACUCAAAAUCUUCCAGCCGGG
Molecule: messenger RNA, 3837 nt
Organism: Propithecus coquereli (Coquerel's sifaka)
Lineage: Eukaryota; Metazoa; Chordata; Mammalia; Primates; Indriidae
Gene: FBXL19
Product: F-box and leucine-rich repeat protein 19
Exons: 11
Coding region: 365-2275 (636 amino acids)
Biological process (GO): protein demethylation; regulation of transcription by RNA polymerase II
Molecular function (GO): DNA binding; zinc ion binding; protein binding
Source: RefSeq, a predicted model, not a curated record